Molecule: messenger RNA, 4627 nt
Organism: Mustela lutreola (European mink)
Lineage: Eukaryota; Metazoa; Chordata; Mammalia; Carnivora; Mustelidae
Gene: OLR1
Product: oxidized low density lipoprotein receptor 1
Exons: 6
Coding region: 63-899 (278 amino acids)
Biological process (GO): cell death; lipoprotein metabolic process; leukocyte cell-cell adhesion
Cellular component (GO): signaling receptor complex; plasma membrane
Molecular function (GO): low-density lipoprotein particle receptor activity
Source: RefSeq, a predicted model, not a curated record
CAGGAGCUCACAAAUUUUUACUUUGCAGAAGUCCUUGACUGCUUCACUCUCUCCUUCUUGGAAUGAAUUCAGAAAUGACUUUUGAUGACUUCAAGAACAAAACUAUGGAGGAUCAACCUGACCAGGAGCCAAAUGGAAAGAAAGCUAAAGGUCUUCAUUUUCUUUCUUCUCAGUGGUGGUGCCCUACUGCUGUGACCCUGGGGAUCCUUUGCUUGGGAUUACUGGUAACCCUUAUAAUACUGACAAUGCAAUUUUUACAGGUGUCUGAUCUCCUAAAGCAACAGCAAGCAAACCUCACUAACCAGGAAAUUAUCCUGGAGGGACAGAUUUUAGCACAGCGCCAGACAGAAAAAGCUUCCCAGGAGUCAGAGAGGGAACUCAAAAAAAAGAUAGACACCCUUACCCAGAAGCUGGAUGAAAAUUCCAAAAAACAGAUGGAACUUCAUCAGCAGAACCUCAAUCUCCGAGAGGCUCUAAGGAAAGCAGCAAACUUUUCAGGUCCUUGUCCCCAAGACUGGCUCUGGCAUGAAGAAAACUGUUACCGAUUUUCCUCUGGCCCAUUUAAUUGGGAAAAAAGCCAGGAGAACUGCUUGUCUUUGGAUGCCCAGAUGCUGAAAAUUAAUAGCACAGAUGAUUUGGAAUUCAUCCGGCAAGCAAGUGCCCAUUCCAAUUUUCCGUUCUGGAUGGGCUUGUCUCUGAGGAAACCCAGCAGCUCAUGGCUCUGGGAGGACGGCUCUCCUUUGACGCCCCACUUGUUCAGACUCCAGGGUCCUGUUUCCCAGAUCUAUCCUGCAGGCAGUUGUGCCUAUCUACAAAGAGGAGCUGUUUUUGCGGACAACUGCAUUUUAACGGCAUUCAGUAUAUGUCAGAAGAAGGCGAAUCUAUUGAGACCACAGUGAAUUCAAAGACUCUGGAAGAAGAAGAGAAGACGAAUUCUCUUCUGGAAUUUAAGUUGUCCUUCAUUAAUGAGGUGCAAACUAUGAGAGGCCCGAGAACUGCUUGUUAUUAGCUGACGGCAGAACGCCCUAGCAGAGACUGGGCUUUUGGCUGCCUAGCACUUUGAUAUCAGAAAUUUUAAUUCCAUCUUUCUCUCUUUCUGUGUUUUUCACCUAGCUUGUCCCAAGUCUCCCUGCCUUUCCUUUUUUUAAUUUUAAAGUCUUACUCCUCUUCAAUCCUCUACCUCAGUACCAUCUUCCCCUCACCCUCUUGAACCACAUAGAAGAUGGAACACGGAGAACUUGCCCAACUGGUGGAUGCAUGGAAAAAUGCAUGCAAACACAGCCCAAGAAGAAACAGAAAAGGGGAAAAGGCCAUGCUGGAAUCCAGAAACUUGGGUUCUCAAUGUUAAAAUCUACCACUUGUUGGUCUUUUAAAUUGUGAUCUCUGGAUUCCACUAAAUACAUACAUGUGCACACAACACCCCCUCCCCCACAUCAUCACAUUUUUGGGGGCAUUUGUGAUGUCCCAGGAGGUAAUUACAAAGUGAAUGAUCUUUCCAGCGAAUUAAUCACAAUUCAUUGUUGGUUUCAAAAUCUGUAACUAUUUUUUCAUCUUUUAUCAAAGGACAGCUUAAUCUCUUUAAUCCUUCAGAACAGUUUUGUUAGAAACAUGGGGCCUGAGGUAAAAAUAAUAGAUUUAUUUUUUUCCUUAACUACACACCAUUUGUAAAUGAGCUCUUCUCAACUCUGUUGUGUUACUGCAGAAACACACAGGACAAAAAUAGGAAGAUACUCAACUAAAAAACAAACUGAGCCAGGUAUGAAAAUAUAGCUGAAGAGAAGCAGGUGGAAUCAGAAGUAUUCCUUCUAUUUUCAGUGUUUUUAUUGCCUUGCUACCUUCCUUCACAGGUUGUUUUACUUUUUAAAGGAAGCCUUUCCAUUUUACUGUACAUAAUCCAGCACCAACUUUAUAAAAAAAACCAAAAAGUUUUAUCAUUCCUAGAAAGACAAGAGAUAUUUUCUUUUCUCAGCACAUUUAUUGAUGAUUAAUAGGCAUAUGACAAACUGAACAUAUUUGAAUUACACAAUAAUCUUCGUAUAUAUGAACAUGUUCCCUUGAAAUCAUUGCCACAAUUAAGAUAGUGAAUAUUUCCCAUCAUCCCUCCUGCUUUUAUCAUCCCCUUCCCCAAUGCCUUCUCCUCAGACAACCACCAGCUACCUUUCAGAUUGUGUUUUGUAGCAUUUUAUAUGAAUGGAGUCAAACAGCAUGCCUUUUUGUUUAUUUUUGGUCUAGUUCCUUUCACUUAGCAUAACCAUUUUGGGAUUCAUUCCUCUUGUUGCUUGCAUCAAUUUUUCAUUCUUUUUAAAUGUUGAGUAUUACUCCCUUGUAUGAUUAUACCCCAAUCUAUUGAUAAAUGACCUGUUGAUGUCCAUUUGAGUUGUUUUCAGUAUUUGUCUAUUGCAAAUAAAGGUGCCAUAAACAUUUUUGUACAAGUCUUCGUUUGUACAUAGAAUUUCUCUUCUCUUGGGUAAAUGCUUAGGGGUUUAAUGUCAGGAUGACUCAGUAGGUGUAUGUUCAGCUGUUUGAGACACUGCCAAGCUAUUUACCAAAGUUGUACCAUUUGGUAUUCAUACCAGCAAUGUAUGAAUGUUCCAAUUCCACCUACCCUUGCUAACACUUGGUAUGGUCAGUCUUGUAAUUGGUGCUAUAUUACUGUGGUUUAAAUUGCAUUUCUUAAAUGAAAAAUCAUCUUGAGGUCUUUUUGUUUGCUUAUAUUGCUUAUUUUUUAUCUACAUAUUUUCUUUGAUAAUGUUAAUAUAAAUCUUUAGAGAAGUUUUGAGGUCUUUUUUUUUUUUUAUUGUUACAUUUUGAGAACCCUUUGUAUAUGCUGGGUAAAGGUCCUAAAUUUAUCAGAUUUCGUUUUGAUCAUUUUUGUUUGUUUUUCAGUUUAGGGCUUGACUUUAAUUCUCUGGAAAGCAGUUUUAAAUUUUGAUGAAGUCCAUCUUUGUGCUUUUACUGGUGUUUCUAAGAACUUGUUACCACACUCAAAGUGACAAAAUUUUCUCCUGUGUUUCCUCCUAGACAUUUUGUAGUUUCAGGUUUUACAUGGAAAUCUAUAGCUUAUUUUGGGUUAGUUUGUGAGUCACGUAUUAAAGUGCUCUCUCUCUAUUAUUAUUAUUUGCAUAUAAAUACUCAACUGAUUUAGCAACAUUUGUUAAAAAGACUACAUUCACUACAUUGCACUUUUGUCAACAAUUAGUUACCCAUAUGUGGAUGGGUCGACUUCUGUCUCUCUAUUCUGUUCUGUUGACUUACUUAAUAUAUUUUUACAACACCACCAUGAAUAUCAGUUUCUCGAAAUCAUGUAACCCUUCAUGGUAACCCUUCAAUGUUGUUCUUUUUCAAAGCUGUUUCAAUUAAUCUACAUCUUUGUAUUUUUAUGUUAACUUUUGAAUUGGUUUAAUUUCUUAAACUUAACAAACAAAGAAAUGCUGUUGAAAUUUUGAAUGUGAUUGCAUUGAACCUAUUACAAAAAUGUGGGCAAAACCGAAAUUUUAAAAAUACUGAUUUGUUCAACUCAUAAACAAAGUAUAGCUUUCCAUUUACUUGCAUUCUUCUAAUUUCUUUAAGCAAGGUUUUGUAAUUUUUUCUGUAUAGAUGUUUUACAUAUUUUCUUAGAUUAUUAGCAUAUAUUUCAUAUUUUUGAUGCUACUAGAGAUGGCAUUGUCAUCAUUUGUAAUUUUAAUCUCCAAAUGUCUCUUGAUAGUAUAUAGAAUUACAAUAAAAUUUUUUAUACCAACCGUAGAUCUUGAAACACUUAUUUUUUCUAAUAAUUUGUAUGUAGUGUGCGUAUAUGUGUAUUCCAUUGGAUUUUUACAUAGAUAAUCAUGUCAUCUGCAAAUAAAAGCAUUUUUAUUUCUUCCUUCCUGGAUGAUUUUUAUUUCUUUUCCUUGCUAGAGGAUCUACUAAAUAGACCCUCUAGUAAGCAUUGAAAGAAUGUGGUGAGAGUGUCCGUCCUUAUUUUGUUCUUGAUCUUGGAAGAAAUCCGUGUUAAUACCAUUAAGUAUGCUGUUAACUGUAUACUUUUCAUAGAUGCUCUUUAUUCAUUUGAAAAAGUUUCCUUUUAUUCCGAGAAUGCUGAGAGAUUUUUAUCAGGAAUGGGUAUUCAUUUGUCUACAUCUGCUUUUUCUACAUCUAUUGAGAUGAUCGAUAUUUUAGUUUUUUUCUUUUUAAUUUUUUAACAUGAUGAAUUACAUUGAAUAAUUAUAAAAGGUUAAACCAACCUUGGGUUCUUGGAAUUUAUUAUCAUUUUAAUGUAUUGGUGCAUUAAUUUUGUUAAACUUUGGUUUAGGACUUUUGCAAGUGUGUUAAUGAAGGAUAUUGAUUGUAAUUUGCUUUUUGUGUAGUGGCUUUGUCUGGUUUAUGUUUUAGAGCAGUACUCCUCAAUGUCAAUUUUCUGGAAGGUUUUUGUGGAACUGGUACUAUUUGUUCUUUAAGUGUUUGAUAUAGUUUAUCACUGAAGUCAUCUGGACAUAGGUUUUCUUUUUUUUAUAAGAUGUUUAACAAUAGAUUCAAUUUCAUGGAUGUAAUACCAUUUAAAUAAUUCUUUCUUGAGUGUGGUUUGUUGGGCAUUAGUGUCUUUCAAAGAAUUCGUCCACUUUAUUGAAUAUUUAAUUUCUUAACCUUA